CCAUUUCCCUUGUUCAAGUUCAAUCAUUGGUCAGUAAAUAAUACAAUCAAAACAAUUGUAUGUUUUCUUAUAGCUUUCAUUCACCAGGAUGUUUCAUGGGAAUAAAAUGUUUUGUGCAGCUCAGCAAACACACGUUCUAAGAUAAACUACUACAAGAAUUUCACAGACACCCAUGAGGCUUGUUCCUAGCAACAUCCAGAGACCGGACUAUGCAGAUCAUCCUUUGGGGAUGUCUGAGUCAGAACAGACCAUGAAGGGGACAUCUCAGAUUAAGAUCCUCAACGCCGAAGAGAUUGAAGGCAUGAGAGUCGUCUGCAAGCUGGCUCAAGAAGUGCUGGACAUUGCUGCCAUGAUGGUGAAAUCUGGAAUGACAACAGAGGAGAUCGACCAUGCAGUGCAUUUGGCCUGUAAAUUGUUACCCAUCACCUCUGAACUACUACAACUUUCCAGAGGCCCUGUCCCAAAUGGCACACUCCGGACUUGUGGUCCUCCUCAGAAUCCACACUUUGAUGACAUCACAUAGUCCAGACUUUAGGGACCCUUGAUGGGAGUCCACGUGGGUGCACAGGAAGUCCUAUUUUUGGACAGACUCGAGCAUCACACAAGAAAUAGGUAGAGAAGUUGCCCAUCAGUGUGAACUCCUCCCUUCAGUCGUCUGAUUGCCCUUUCGCAAGGACUUCUGGGUUGGUAAAGUGCGCGAAACCUGCUGCAGUGCGAGCUUCGCUGAAGACCGCAUCAAGGGGGCAAAGGAGGCCCUGAUGAGCACACUUCAAAGCAUAAAAAUGACAGAUGGGACACCCUGCGGACUCGCAGACUAAGCAAGAAUGCGCAAUUUAAGGCCACGAGACCGAAAGUCUACAUGAGGUGCGCCAUUUGGGACAGGGCCAAAGUCUUGCUGCACCUCCGUCAAUGAAGUAUGUCAUGGAAUACCUGACUGCCGCCCCCUACAGGAUGGGGACAUACUUAACAGUAUGUAUGAGCAUACACAUGCAGAUUUCACUUUUUACAGAAUGUUUUGUUUUUAAGUAUUGUGUUUAAGUAAGAGAUAUACACAUUCACUGACUUAAGUCAUUAAAAUAAAAAAAUUUAACUUUCCACGUCACACAGACAUAACAAGCGGUAAUAAACAUUUAAUAACUAUUUGUGUUUUUAAAAAUAUAUGUGCCUUGUAUUAAUGCAAUAAACUGUGGUUAUUAAAGCGGAUGUUUAAUAAAAAUCUUCCAGCUCUUGGAUUAAAUAUGGCACAUGUAGGCACCAGGACUCACAUAUCAUGUUCAUGGAUGAUGUAAUGAACUGAAGUUUUAUAACCAUUACUUUAUAAUGUAACUUCAAACUAAAUAUAGAUAUAAAAACUGCACAUUCUGUAAUUCACAAUCAGAAACUCUUAUACACCCAUUUUGGCAAUGUAACUUUAUAUAAAAAAAACUGUGGUUAGACAUUUGCCAUUUUAUUGCUGAUCACAUAUAUAAUGAUUUUAAGCUGUGCUGUAAAGAUGUUUUGUUUGGUUUUGUAAGUUUUGAGAAGCAAUAUGAAAAUACUUACUAUCUAUGUA
Messenger RNA from Paramisgurnus dabryanus, 1552 nucleotides. RefSeq names its product methionine aminopeptidase 1-like. Lineage: Eukaryota; Metazoa; Chordata; Actinopteri; Cypriniformes; Cobitidae. The record is from RefSeq and is a predicted model, not a curated record. Gene Ontology annotation, molecular function: metalloaminopeptidase activity. Gene Ontology annotation, cellular component: cytosol.